This is a messenger RNA of Syngnathoides biaculeatus (alligator pipefish), 1331 nucleotides long. It is a transcript of the gene fahd2a, whose product is annotated as fumarylacetoacetate hydrolase domain containing 2A. NCBI's taxonomy places the organism in Eukaryota, Metazoa, Chordata, Actinopteri, Syngnathiformes, Syngnathidae. The record is from RefSeq and is a predicted model, not a curated record. The transcript is spliced from 8 exons. Gene Ontology annotation, molecular function: hydro-lyase activity. The coding region runs from base 326 to 1291 and encodes 321 amino acids.
GGCAAUACAACACAAUAUGUUCCGUUUACCGUGAACGGUGCUUGGAAAUGCCUGACGGGAAUUUUUUUUUUUUUUUAAUUAAAAAAAUGCGUACGCAACUUAUUAUUAAUAAUACCUAGUUCAUGUGGAUACAUGGGAUUAUUUCCGUGGCCGUAUACAUUAUUUAACCAUGUUUCAGUGGGAGCGCGAAUAAAUGAAAAAUGAGCCACAGCAGCUAAGCGGAAGUUGUGGAAGUCGAGUUUUGGGAGGACGAGCAGGAACCAGCAACUGUGCUUCAAUGACCUCUGAAAUCUUGCAAAAGUAGAUCACGUUGCUCGAGCUUCAGAUGAGACUUCCUAUGGGUUCCGUGGGCAUCCGCAGCUUGUUCUCCCUCAGACAGCCGAAGAACCACCAGAAAAGGGGCUUGCGCCUGGUGCAGUUCUAUCGUCGCGGCGAUGGAGGCGCCAUCCGAGUGGGAGUCGAGCAGGCUGCGGGCCUCGGCGUGGUGGACCUGAAGGCGUUUGAGCCCUCCGUGCCUUCCACGAUGAAAGGCCUUCUGGAGCUGGGAGAUGAGGGUCUGGCGUGCGCACGGAGGGCGUUGUCGUCUGGCCGCUGCGUGCUGGACCGCUCGGACGUGAGGCUGUCGUCUCCCAUUUUAGCCCCAGAGAAGGUCAUCUGCGUGGGUCUCAACUACCGCGACCACUGCCUGGAACAGAAGGCCGCAAUCCCGAAGGAGCCCGUCAUCUUCAGCAAGUUCUCCAACGCCAUCACGGGGCCGUACGAUGACAUCGUUCUGCCUUCCGAGAGCCGCUGCGCUUCCUGCGUAAAGGAGGUGGACUGGGAGGCGGAGCUGGCGUUUGUGAUCGGACGCAGAGGAAAGCACGUCAAGGAGGAGGACGCCCUCUCCUACGUGGCGGGCUUCACGGUGGCCAAUGACGUCAGCGCGCGCGACUGGCAAAUGAAACGCAACGGAAAGCAGUGGCUGCUGGGAAAGACGUUUGAAAGCUUUUGUCCCCUCGGCCCCGCGUUAGUGACCGCGGACGCCGUCACAGAUCCGCACAAGUUGGGAAUUCGCUGCCUCGUCAACGGAGAGGAAGUCCAGAGCGGCAAUACCGAUCAGAUGAUCUUCAAGACCGAGGAACUCAUCGCCUGGGUUUCAAAAUUUGUGACAUUAACUCCCGGAGACGUGUUCCUGACAGGCACCCCUCCCGGCGUGGGGGUGUUCCGGAAGCCGCCCGUCUUCCUCAAGAAAGGGGAUGUGGUGGAGUGUCAAAUAGACCAGCUGGGCUCCAUCAUCAACAAAGUGCUUUGAACUGCCACAAACGUUCACGUCAGCUGCUGCAAACUUCACC